CUGGUCUGACACAAAAACCAUUCUUACCCUCACAUGCUCCCUUACCAACAGAACCAAAACUGGCAAAACAUCUGAACUAGCAGAAAAAACACACACUCAUCAUAUCGCACUUGUUUCUGGCAAAGAUGGUGAGAACCCCAUCUUGUGAUAAAAGUGGAUUGAGGAAAGGUACUUGGACUCCUGAGGAAGAUAUGAAGUUAAUUGCCUAUGUCACUAGAUAUGGCUGCUGGAAUUGGCGCCAACUCCCCAAGUUUGCAGGUCUUGCAAGGUGUGGGAAAAGUUGUAGACUGAGAUGGAUGAAUUAUUUAAGGCCUAACCUCAAAAGAGGGAACUUCACUAAAGAAGAAGAAGAGUGCAUCAUCAGAAUGCACAAAGAUCUUGGUAACAGAUGGUCUGCCAUUGCGGCUGAGUUACCUGGAAGAACAGAUAACGAAAUAAAAAACCAUUGGCACACCACACUAAAGAAGAGUUCUCAACAAAGCACACUCACAAAUGAAGAAGCCAGAGCCUCCAAAUCGAAGGAUAAAAGAUCCAAGUCAGUAAGGGACUCGGUUCCUAUUCCUAACAAUGGUGUUACUGUUAGUGUUACUCUUCCACCUACUUCCCAGAUUUCAGAUAACUCAUCAGGCUCAUUAUCCACACUUUCAUCCUCUAGCGACUUUUCCUCCAUAAGUUCUGAUCAUUCCACUGCUGCCAGUAUGGAAAAUUUGGCGUUUGAAAAUGACUUGAGUUUUCUGGAUUCAUUCAGUGAAAGUUUCUGGACGGAGCUAAAUCUUGAUAACAUUUCCUACAAUGCACCGUGUGAAGUAGUAUCAGGACAUUCAGGAGAUAUCAAUAAUGGCUCUUUUCAAAGUACAGAUUCUAGCCAAAUCCAUGAUUCUUUUGCAUUGUCUCCGCAUCAAUAUUCAAGCAGGCAAAGUGUGAUUGUGGAUAAUGACUUUGGAGGCUUUCUGGAUGCAUACGCAGAUAACUUUUGGACACAGCCAUAUAUCGCUGACAUGUCCCACGUUCCAAGCGAACUACUUGCUCCCUCCGUGAUAGGAUCUGAAUAUUUUGCUCCAAUAAAUGAGUAUCAGUGGGGUCAAAGUGAUUUGUACAAUGAAAAUACGAGCAUAAAUGUACCAAGAGAGAAAGUGAUAUAGUAUGUGGUAAAUUAAUAAAACAAAGAAAGAAAAAAAAAAAAGUAAAAGUGAAAUGAAAGAAGUGUGUU
Molecule: messenger RNA, 1210 nt
Organism: Cajanus cajan (pigeon pea)
Lineage: Eukaryota; Viridiplantae; Streptophyta; Magnoliopsida; Fabales; Fabaceae
Source: RefSeq, a predicted model, not a curated record